AUCGCGCCCCCCAUAAAAAACCCGCACGACGGCGACGGGCCCUUUCGCUUCGCCCACGGCAUAUUCCCCCCCGAACCAAACCAAACACAACACCCAGAUCAGCGAAACACACUCCGCUCCGCUCUCCCGAAACCGGACGGACGCAUGGCGGCGGCGGCGGUGACGUCCAACGGCGGCGCGGUGGCGGCGAACGGCGGGCCGGCGCCCGGCCGGCUGGCCUCCGUGUACAGCGAGGUGCAGACGAACCGGCUCCUGCACGCGCUGCCGCUCCCCUCCGUCCUCCGCUCCAACUUCUCCGUCGUCGACGGCCCCGCCAGCUCCGCCGCGGGCAACCCCGAUGAGAUCGCCAAGCUCUUCCCCAACCUCUUCGGCCAGCCCUCGGCGUCGCUGGUGCCGGCGGCCGAGCCCGCCGCGACCAGGCCGCUCAAGGUCGGUGUCGUGCUCUCCGGUGGACAGGCGCCGGGCGGCCACAAUGUCAUCUGCGGCAUCUUUGAUUACCUGCAGGAGCGUGCAAAAGGCAGCACCAUGUAUGGAUUCAAGGGAGGCCCAGCUGGGGUUAUGAAGUGCAAGUAUGUGGAGCUCACUGCAGACUUUGUGUAUCCCUACAGAAACCAGGGCGGAUUUGAUAUGAUCUGCAGUGGAAGGGACAAGAUUGAAACACCGGAGCAGUUCAAGCAAGCUGAAGACACAGCCAACAAGCUUGAUUUGGAUGGUCUUGUUGUCAUUGGUGGUGAUGAUUCAAACACCAAUGCCUGCCUCCUUGGUGAAUACUUUAGGUCAAGGAAUUUGAAAACCCGUGUUAUUGGUUGCCCAAAGACUAUUGAUGGAGACCUGAAAUGUAAGGAGGUUCCAACAAGCUUUGGGUUUGAUACUGCUUGCAAGAUAUACUCUGAAAUGAUUGGCAAUGUUAUGACUGAUGCGAGAUCAACAGGAAAAUACUAUCACUUUGUGAGGCUUAUGGGUCGUGCUGCUUCUCACAUUACAUUGGAAUGCGCUUUGCAAACUCACCCCAAUGCUGCACUCAUUGGGGAAGAGGUUGCUGAAAAGAAGCAAACCCUUAAGAAUGUCACAAACUACAUCACUGAUAUCAUCUGCAAGCGUGCAGAUCUCGGUUACAACUACGGUGUUAUCCUUAUACCAGAAGGCCUAAUUGAUUUCAUCCCAGAGGUUCAAAAACUCAUCGCAGAAUUGAAUGAAAUUUUGGCACAUGAUGUUGUUGAUGAGGCAGGGGCCUGGAAAAGCAAGCUUCAGCCUGAAUCAAAGGAGCUGUUUGAGUUUCUGCCCAAAACUAUUCAGGAGCAACUUAUGCUUGAAAGGGAUCCCCAUGGCAAUGUUCAGGUUGCAAAAAUUGAAACUGAGAAAAUGCUUAUUAGCAUGGUGGAAACUGAACUGGAGAAGAGAAAAGCUGAGGGGAGAUACUCUGCACAUUUCAGAGGACAAGCUCAUUUCUUUGGGUAUGAAGGAAGAUGUGGCCUUCCUACUAAUUUUGAUUCUAACUAUUGCUAUGCAUUAGGCUAUGGUGCUGGUGCCCUUCUCCAAAGUGGGAAGACAGGACUUAUUUCAUCGGUUGGCAACCUUGCGGCUCCAGUACAAGAAUGGACUGUUGGUGGAACAGCAUUGACAUCACUGAUGGAUGUUGAGAGGAGGCACGGCAAGUUCAAGCCAGUGAUCAAGAAGGCUAUGGUGGAACUUGAUGCUGCACCUUUCAAGAAAUAUGCAUCAAUGCGGGAUGAGUGGGCCAUCAAGAACAGAUACAUCAGCCCUGGCCCCAUCCAGUUCAGUGGCCCUGGAAGUGAUGACUCGAACCACACUUUGAUGCUGGAACUCGGUGCUGAGUUAUAGAGAUGCGGCUUUUUUUUUUUACUUAUUUUUGUUCUUACAGUUUUGGGAGUGGAGACUGGGUACACGGGGGUCUCCUGGAGCAGCCUGCAGUCUCCAUAUUGUGAAUUGUUUAAUAAGUGCUUCGAUGGGAGUUUUCUGCUUAGCGGACUGGAUGUGGUAGCAAAUAAGAACUGGUUUAAGUUUUUUGUGUGAUCUACACACCAACUGACUUCUCUUGUAACCCUGUUCCCCUGGUUGCAAUCUCGUGAAUGAACUAAUGAAGUUGAGCCACGAUUUCGGUUUGUUUGCUUCCGGACUUCCGGGAGCAGAUUAUUA
Molecule: messenger RNA, 2157 nt
Organism: Sorghum bicolor (sorghum)
Lineage: Eukaryota; Viridiplantae; Streptophyta; Magnoliopsida; Poales; Poaceae
Product: pyrophosphate--fructose 6-phosphate 1-phosphotransferase subunit beta
Exons: 16
Coding region: 145-1842 (565 amino acids)
Biological process (GO): photosynthesis; glycolytic process; fructose 6-phosphate metabolic process
Cellular component (GO): cytosol
Molecular function (GO): ATP binding; diphosphate-fructose-6-phosphate 1-phosphotransferase activity; 6-phosphofructokinase activity
Source: RefSeq, a predicted model, not a curated record